AUGCCACCCGAAAGCGACACGGUUAUUGACUAUACCACUAAAGAAGUGGUAUCAGGUCCGGAGAUCAGCGCUGAGGAAAACAAUAACACAACUCCUGAUGAUUUCAUGCUGCUCCAACAACAACCACCAAGUGGAGCUUCUUCGCACUACACCCCAGUCGAUCCAGUAAAAGACGUCUUUAACGGUUAUGAUCAUUCGGGAUCAUCAUCAUCUACUACCGGUGGCCUCUUUGGUGUGUCACCGGCAGCAGCGACAGUCGAUUUUCUCAAGGACGGAAGGUCGAGUGACAUACCACCCAGUAGUAUGUUUGAGGAUAGUCGAGUUAUGACGAGUCCUGUUGCGGACCUCUCGUGGCUGGGCACCAAGCCAGCGACUUACAACCAGGAAUUACCAACUCAACGGUCCUCGACUACAGCGCAACGGUUCAUUUCACCACCCGAGUUGACAUAUCCUCCUAUGGGAGAUCCUCUAUUCUCGACAGUGCGAAGCGCAUUAGAUGGUAUGGGAACUCCACGAGAGGCGGCUGGUUACGGCGGCUUUGCGUCGCGUAUGGGGAGUCAGCGUCCUCGGCCGGUGAAUCUUCAUCAACAGCAGAAGCAGCAACAAGCGUCAAAUAUUUUGGAUAAAAAGGUGCAAGAGGAGCACGAUCGUUUAAUCGCUGAGCGAAUGCAGGCCGAGCUGGAUAGAGAGUAUGAAGAACGUUUGACUUCAGCCCCUCUCCCGUGUGAGGCGGUUCAGCACAAACAGAAGAAAAAAGAGAAGAAAAUGGGAAAAAUGCCCAAGGCGGUAAAAGCUGUGAAAGCUUCAUCUGCGUCCUCUACUCCUUGGGGGUCUCCUCCUAAAAACGAAGAGGUUAAUAAUAACGGUAACGCGAGUGCAGAGGAGGACUUAGCACACGAGAUGGCCGCACAUGGUAUAGUGUUGAAGAAAGCUAAAGUGAAGUCGCAUAAAAAUGGCCGUCAACAGAAUCAAAGGAUGUGGCGGAAGGAUGGUAUGGAAUGCUCUGCUCUGGACUCUCCGAAGCGCUCAAGUCAUAUCAUGUGGCGGAAGGAUGGUAUGGAAUGCUCUGCUCUGGACUCUCCGAAGCGCUCAAGUCAUAUCAUGUGGCGGAAGGAUGGUAUGGAAUGCUCUGCUCUGGAAAAUAAUUCCGAAGGUGAUAUGGUUAUAUUUGGUCCAGCAGGAGGGCAGGGUGGCGCAUACGUUACUCGUGGGGAGCUGAAGACUUCACUCGACAGAGUCCACCAACGAUGCGAGGCAGCACUUAGUGGGGAAGGCAGUAGCCCUUCGAGAUUUAUCUCUCCCGAUGACCCGAUCUACAGGUCUAUGGUUGGUAGAAUACAGGAGUUGGAGACUGCCGUAUUACGGAAGAAGGACAGGAGUAUUGUCGAAGGGUGGUUGGAAUCGUCGUCAUACGAAGAAAGGCGCAAGCUGGAGCGUACAGUAGCAGAUCUACAACGUAGUGUUAAGCGGAUGCAGUCUCGCGAUGAGGUUGGUAUUAAUCGUGCUGAGAUAAGGUAUCUUAGGUUGCCAGGCGAAAGAUACGUUUGA
Molecule: messenger RNA, 1548 nt
Organism: Perkinsus marinus ATCC 50983
Lineage: Eukaryota; Perkinsozoa; Perkinsida; Perkinsidae
Exons: 12
Coding region: 1-1548 (515 amino acids)
Source: RefSeq, a predicted model, not a curated record